Ostreobium quekettii is the source of this 1809-nucleotide messenger RNA. Lineage: Eukaryota; Viridiplantae; Chlorophyta; Ulvophyceae; Bryopsidales; Ostreobiaceae. The record is from the annotation of a GenBank genome assembly.
AUGGCGGCUCCCGCGCCCAAGCUGUACGUCCCAAGAGAUGAGGCCAGGCUGCUGUUCAAGAGGUUCGGGAGGCCUCCUGUGUUGAGUCCCGGCGCAGAGGGCCCCGCCGGGACGCGGCUGGUGAUCUAUGCCAAGGCUAGAUUGCACAGCGACACGCGGGAGGGCUUUCAGGUGGACAUCACGGGCACAGUGGUGCAGGCAGCGGCUGCCUUUUUGUCAUGUUUGGAGCAGCUGGGCCACGGACGGAUCGAAAAAUCUGCUGAAGUUUGGCGGUACAUCGACGACUCUGGCAACAUGCAGGGCCCCUUCUCUCAUGAGAGCUUAGAGAGUUGGAAGAAGUACUUGUCUGCGGGCAGGUGGAUAGAGCACCAACCCAGUGGUGUCUGGGCCACACUGGAUAUGGUUGUUCCCAUUCUGGGAGAGGAUGUGUCAGCCCUUUUGCACAAUGAACGAAGGCAGGCACACGGCUCGGCUGGCAUUGCCAACGACGAUCAGUGCAGAAUUGCAAAUGGCACUGGUGUGUUUGUCCACAUGGCAGGAGGGGAGGUUGGCUGCACACAGGUGCAUGGCUCAAAUGGAAAUGCUGGUGAUGGCCAGCGGGCGAGUGCGAAUGGCACUGGUGUGUUUGUGCACAUGGACGGAGGGGAAGUUGACCACACACGGGUCCAUGGCUCUUCUGGAAGCGCUGGAGAAGAGCGCCAAGCAAGUGUGAGUGGGAAUGGCAUGAUUGUCCCUGCGCAAGGGAGGGAAGAAGGUCAGAAUGCGCCUUCCAUCCAUGGAGGCCGCAAUGGAGACCAAAACGGUUCCCAGUCCAGCACUGAGCAACUUGACAUUGGAACAGGAAGAUGGCAGAAUUUCCGACAGGCAGCUCAGGCAGCUCAAGCUGAGACGGCCAGCCGAGGCGAUGACGAUGCUUAUGUGCCGCAGGAGAUUCGAUUCGGAAGGGGCAGCGAUGCCCGCGUGGGACUACAAAGCCAGUACUACUGCCAGUUUGGUGAUGCAAGCGACUAUUUCGUCAACCAUGGCCGUCCUUGCGGCUGGAUUGGUCAGGGCAGUGGCAGUGGUCCUGGGCAGCACAACCAAUACGGAAAUGGCUAUGACCAGCAUAGCAAUGGCUAUGUUCAGCAACGACAGGGCCAGAAAAGUCAGCGCCCAGGAGAUGCCCAGCAGAAAAGGCAGGGUGGGCGAAGUGCAGCCCAGGCGUCUCAGCGGCAAGGUGCGCGUGCACCCAGGGGCGCAGCCAGUGCCCCCAGCAGCUCUACAGCCUCAGGAUCAGCCGUGGGGGGAAGCACAGGUGUGAGCCAGCAGCAAGGACAUGCAAACACAGAUACGCUAAGAGCAGCUUUGCUGUGGCUGCGCGAUCUAGUGAAGACCCAGCCGCCUGUCCAUCUGGGUGCAACGAAAAUCAUGCUGUAUGUGAUGGGGCAGAGCAAGGUGAUUGUAGAGAGGGCUGAAGCUUGUGCGCAUGAGCUGGCGUCCAUGACGAAGCGCGCUGACCUGUUGAAGCGGCUGUCUCGUGAGGUGGGCAACAUUGCCGACAAACUGGAGGAGGCCGGCAGGGCUCAGGGGGGAAGAGCGUCCAAGGAGGUGGCCAAGCAACUGAUCGGCUUGGUGACUGUACUGGUCACUACCUUUGCCGUCGAUGCUCAGAAAUUUAGCUACAGGGCUACCAGCAGUGGUGAACUGGCUGAAGACUUCAGGGAAUACCUGAGCAACAUGGGAAGAAAUGGCAACCUGCAGAGGACCGCUGAGGAGUUGCAAGGGUAUCGGACGCGAUUGCUGGCCAUGGCGACCAUGGGGACCGGGUGA